AAAUCUCUCGUCGUCUCGAUAUUUAACGGCCCUUUCUCCAGAAGAAAUAUUUUAACAUGUAUCUGCCGAAAUUUUGAUGAUCAGAUAACGCAUCAGAAACCCCUCAAUACAAUCUUUUUAGUUUGGUUGCAAGAUGUCUUUUGGCGAUGGAUGCAAUAUAGAUUACCUUGCAGUAGCAAACGAAGUCCCGGAACCUCAGGAAUCACAGUUGAAUGAAGUGGGAUGCUCCCAAGAGGGAAUGCAUAUGACAGUGCAUGACUCUUUGGUCAAGGAGUUUCAACUACUUGAUCCACCAGAAUUUACGGGGUCUUCGGACAUAGCUGUAGCAGAAGAGUGGUUUAGCGAUAUUGAGAAGAAACUAGCUUUAAUGAGUGCUACUGAUGAGCAGCGAGUAAUCCUUGCUACUGAUAUGCUUAAGGGAGAGGCAAGUCAUUGGUGGGAUAUAAACAAAUACACUGUGGUCAGUGAAGGAAUGACAUGGAGAGAAUUUGUGGAUUCCUUCUUGGAAAGAUAUUAUCCUUUUUCAGACCGGAACAUGAAAAAGAUUGAACUCAUGCGACUUGUUCGAAAGGAGUUUUGGGAUAGAGUGGAUAACAAAAUUGAGAAAAGGAAAGCAGGCAAGUCUGUUCAGAAACCACAAAAGAAGAAACAAAGGAAAUGGCCGCUUGCUAAUUUAUAUAGCGAGCCGAUAGUCACUACUGAAGAAAAGAUUUGUUUUGCUUGUAAGGAGAGUGGUCAUUUGGUGAAGAAUUGUCCAUCAAAGAUGCAAGACCCUAAGACCAAGUUCUCCAUUUCUAGUUCCACUCCCGAUCCCAGUUGCAGUUCCACUCUCAAUCCUAAUCCCAAUCCUAGUUCCACUCUCAGCCCCAACCCCAACCCCAGCCCCAACCUCGACCCCAAUCCGAGCCCGACUCUUAAUUCCAAUUCCAGUCACAGCCACUCUCCCACUUCCAAUACCAAUCAUGAGCAGAAAUCUCAAAAAAGACUGGAGCGUUUACUCAGGUGGAAGCAACAACAGCAGCAACAACAACAACAACAUCUGCAGCACCCACGCAAGCUGCGCGCGAUAAAUGAUCAGAAACUGCAGCUGCAACGAGAACGCCAACAAAGAAGGCAACUGAGAAGGCAACAAAAAUAUCAACAACCUGAAGUUGCACAUGUGGAGGUUAAUAUGGAGGACUUUUGGGAAAGUGAGAAGAAGAGAAAAAUGGGAAAGACCAAGCUCAGUCCCAGCUGGCAGCAACACCACCAACAACAUCAUCAGCCUUACAUUGUGCCUCAGACAGCUCUAGCAGUAGAGGGUCAGCUACUCUGUUUCCGGUGUCAACAAAUUGGUCAUUACAAGAAAGAUUGUCCAUUGAAAGUAGAGGGUCAGAUAUUCUGUUACCGGUGUAGGCAAACUGGUCAUUGCAAGAAAGAUUGUCCAUUGAAGCUCCAGCAACAGCCAGCUCUAGCGGUAGAGGGUCAGGUACUCUGUUUCUACUGUAGGCAAACUGGUCAUUACAUGAAAGAUUGUCCAUUGCACCUGCAGCAACAGCAGCUAAGCAUAUAGAUAAAACAGAUAUUUUAGUUACUUGAAAGUUUUCCAAUAUAACUUGAAUGUAGUAUUUUCUUGUUUACGGACGUAGCCUAUAUUUUAUCCCCACAGUGAAAAUUUUCUGGCUCCGUCACUGAGCUGCAACGGGUAACAUGUCCAACAAAUGCGACUUUUUAGGAUUCUACUUUUCUUUCUUGUAGAUUUAGUUUUACAUGUAAUGUAUAUAGCAUAAUAAUGUGGUAUUUCUCGCAUUACAUUGUCCUCGUA
Molecule: messenger RNA, 1804 nt
Organism: Papaver somniferum (opium poppy)
Lineage: Eukaryota; Viridiplantae; Streptophyta; Magnoliopsida; Ranunculales; Papaveraceae
Exons: 2
Coding region: 134-1552 (472 amino acids)
Molecular function (GO): zinc ion binding; nucleic acid binding
Source: RefSeq, a predicted model, not a curated record